Racocetra fulgida is the source of this 471-nucleotide messenger RNA. Lineage: Eukaryota; Fungi; Glomeromycota; Glomeromycetes; Diversisporales; Gigasporaceae. The record is from the annotation of a GenBank genome assembly.
CUAGAAAAGAAAAAUAAAGCAGAUACUGCUAACCUCACUGUUGAAAAUAUUAAGCUUAAAGAUAGAGUCACGAAAUUGGAACAAAUUCAAACACAUAAUUAUAAUAAAAAACAUAUUGCUAAAUUGGAUGACAAUAUCGAGAAAAUUAAACAGGUAAGUACACUCGUCCCAGAAGAACAAUAUUCGGCUAAUAUUAAUGCUUUCUGUGAAAUGAACUCUGAGAGUAAUAUUAAACAAAUAGAUUCACAAUAUAGUAAUAUUUCCGCAUCUGAUAUAACUAAUAAUACUUCAAAUUCUGAUGAAUCUGAUAGUGCUUUUUCAAAUAUAUUUGAAAAUGUAUCUGAUACCAUUUCAAAUCCUGAUAUAUAUCGGGUACAUAAAGAAAACAGUAAUGAAAUAAGAGAAGGAAAUCAGAAAAAGAAACUUCAGAAUCAAGGAUUAGUACAAAAUGUUUUUGAUAUACAAAAUAAG